UGGUAACCGCUACGGAGAAGAGAUUUGAGGAGGAACUGAGGCAGAGAGCAGGUGAAGUGGCCCGGCUCGUUUGGGCUGUUUCGCGGUUUCAGCCCAGGGUUUGAUGUUUUAGAGGCAGCUUGUUUUCUGCCCCAGCGCGAGAUGGGAAAGAAGAAGGACGAGCCGAGCUCCGAGUACGGUGAUCCAGCCCAGUAUGACCCCACAUUCAAUGGACCGAUUCAUAAUAGGAGCUGCACUGAUAUCAUCUGCUGUGUGCUCUUCAUGCUGGUCAUCACAGGGUACAUGGUGGUAGGAAUUCUGGCAUGGCUGUAUGGAGACCCCCGCCAUGUGCUGUACCCCCGAAACUCCACCGGCAUGUACUGUGGAAUUGCACCCAACCAUGAUAAGCCGAAUGUUUUUUAUUUUAAUAUUCUCCAAUGUGCCACUGCUACCAACAUCAUGGCUGCAGCGCUGCAGGGUCUGCAGUGUCCCACCACUCAGAUCUGUGUGAAGUCGUGUCCGUCGGACUUCUGGUCGCUGAAUCCUUUGGCAUAUCAACCAAAAGCAAAUUUAUCCCAGUAUUUUAAUCAGGAUCUUUGUGUUCCCUGGCUCGACCUCAGCACAACCAAACUUUCGGCCUCAGAGAUCAUUUCAAAGGAGUUUUGUCCAUACUUCUAUACCCCUACUACCUCAGUUCUGGGAAGAUGUUUGCCAAGUUUAGGAACGUCAUCAUACGAUAAUAUUCCGCCUGGCUUUCAACUUCCUGGCCUGACUACAAAUCAGACUGUGAACAUGCUCAAGAACUCCACGAGUGGAGGACUGUUGUCUGCUGAUAUGAUGAAUAGCUUUAACGCCAGAGACGUUGGAGUGAGGAUCUUUGCUGACUUCGCCUCGACGUGGCAGUGGAUCGUACUUGGGUUGGUGAUUGCUAUGUUGGCCAGUCUGCUGUUCCUCCUGCUGUUGCGGUUCUUGGCGGCUAUCCUAGUGUGGGUUCUGAUUAUUGGGGUUCUGGCAGUGGGAGCGUUCGGGAUUUGGUACUGUUAUAAUGAGUACACGUUGCUGGCCAACUCCCCUGUGACCUACAAUAACGUGGGCUUCACCACCAACGUCAACGUUUACCUGCAGAUCAGGGACACCUGGCUGGCCUUCUUGAUCAUCCUGUGUGUGGUUGAAGGACUUUUGUUGUUGAUUCUGAUUUUCCUGAGAACCAGAAUCCUCAUAGCGAUCGCCCUCAUUAAGGAGUCCAGCAAGGCAGUGGGUUACAUGAUGUCCACGCUGUGUUAUCCGAUCGUGACCUUUGUGCUGCUCCUCGUGUGUGUUAGCUACUGGGGGAUCACUGCCCUAUAUCUGGCCACGUCUGGAGCUCCAGUGUACAACGUUGUUGCUCUGAACGCGUCUCAGGGAGACUGCCGCAGCAUCACCGGCAACCAGACCUGCGACCCACUGGCUUUCAACAGUACCCUGUACCCCACCUGCCCCUCGGCUCGCUGUGUGUUUAUAAAGUACAACACUGAAGGCCUGUUCCAGAGGAACAUCUUUAACCUUCAGAUUUAUAACGUGAUCGCCUUCCUCUGGUGUGUGAACUUCGUCAUCGCUCUGGGUCACUGCACGCUGGCCGGAGCCUUCGCCUCCUACUACUGGGCCUUCCACAAGCCUGCAGAUAUCCCGGCAUGCCCUCUGGUCUCCUCCUUCAUGAGAGCACUACGGUAUCAUGUGGGUUCGCUGGCGUUUGGUGCUCUAAUUCUCACUAUUAUCCAGGUGGUCCGCAUCAUUCUGGAAUACAUUGACCACAAGUGCAGAGCUGCUCAGAACCCCUGUGGUCGGUUCCUGAUGUGUUGUCUGAAGUGCUGUUUCUGGUGUCUAGAGAAGUUCAUCAAGUUCCUCAACAGAAACGCCUACAUCAUGAUCGCAAUAUAUGGGAAAAACUUCUGCGUCUCAGCCAAAAACGCCUUCCUGCUGCUCAUGAGGAACAUUCUGAGGGUGGUGGUUCUAGAUAAAGUAACAGAUCUGCUGCUGUUCUUUGGGAAGCUGCUGGUGGUCGGCGGAAUCGGUGUGCUGGCAUUCUUCUUCUUCUCUGGUAAAAUCCAGGUUCCAGGUUCCCUCUUUCGGGCUUCAGAGUUAAACUACUACUGGAUGCCCAUCAUAACGGUGGUGGUGGGAGCAUAUCUGAUCACUCACGGAUUCUUCAGCGUCUACAACAUGUGUGUGGACACACUCUUCCUCUGUUUCUUGGAAGAUCUGGAGAGAAACGACGGCAGCGCUGAGAAACCGUACUACAUGUCCAAGAACCUGAUGAAGAUCCUCAACAAAAAGAACAAACAGCCAAAGAAGUGACCGACGACAGUGAGGUGAAGACCACGGUUAUGAAUGAUGAUGCAGUUAGACAUCGAAACAAAGACCGUUACAGGCGUUUACUCAGGCUACACUGCACUUGUACCUCCAUAUACCGGAUCACUGAGGCUGGAAGGCGCUUCUAAAAUAUGAAUAUUAAUAUUAAAAAAGAUUUUAAUCACUUGCAGUUACUGAAACACACAAUCACCUUCAGGCUUUAUGUUGUGGUUCAUCUUUAUUCCUGCUCACCGUUCCAUCGUUAAUGCAGUGAAAUACAGUUGGAGGUUUAGAAUUUGCGAGUAAUGAGUGUUACAGCAGGGGGCGCUACAAGAGAAAGCAAAAUCUCUCGGUUCUACUAGAGAACAGUUCUACGAGCACACCUUCUGUUUAGUCUUAUUUUCUUCACCUAAUCAACUUGAAAACCUCACAUGCGACCAUAUUAGAGAGAACGCCUGGAUUUACAGACGUGAUUGCUCGUCUAGCGCCCCCUAGAGUACCGAUAUUUAAACCACCAUAGCAAUGCAAGAUUGAACCUGAGCAAACGGUGCAAGAAAUGACCAACAGGGAGAACAUUCAGCUUCUCUGCCCAACCCCAACCAUCUCAGAACAACGUUGCCUUCAUAUUUUCAAGACGUUUUUAUUUCAUUAACGUUGCCAUUUGCAUUCACGCGCUUUUGAGGUGUCGGCCAAAAGUCUUCUUCAUGGAGUUUUCUUCAGAGCCAGAGCUCCUUAUUUACUCCUCCAGUUCAUGUCUUUUACAUCCCGAUGGAAACCAAAAGACACGGCCGGUGAAUCGAAUUCCGAUUCAGGCCGUUUUCUUACCUUGUUUAUGUGCACAGCUCACUUUUAUCUCCACUGAUGGGCCAAAUAUUCCUGAUGGACUAGCUCUGCAUUUCGCUGGAUUGUUUUUGCUGUAUUGAGAUGUAUGGCACUCGAUUUAAAGUCCUUUAUUUACAUUUUGAUGUUUGAGUUACUGAAUGUAAUAUUGUGCCUUUACAAACCCUUUAUUUCCAGUUUCUUCUGUUUAUUUUAUACAAAUGAAAUUUAUUCAAUAAAGCCAAGAAUUUUUUUAAACCACCGAAUUUGCCAGAACAAAGUUUUAUCUCUGGAGAUUUCCGGCCCUGAAUCGGAUGUGAUGAACGUGAACUUGCCAUUAAAGCUUGUAAUCAGAUGAAGUGCCUUUGUGAUCUUCUCUAUUUAUGUAGUUCUAGCUAAGAGUCUAUUUAAUAAAAAGCUGAACAUGAA
Messenger RNA from Pygocentrus nattereri (red-bellied piranha), 3555 nucleotides. It is a transcript of the gene slc44a4, whose product is annotated as solute carrier family 44 member 4. Gene Ontology annotation, molecular function: thiamine pyrophosphate transmembrane transporter activity. Lineage: Eukaryota; Metazoa; Chordata; Actinopteri; Characiformes; Serrasalmidae. Gene Ontology annotation, cellular component: plasma membrane. The transcript is spliced from 24 exons. The record is from RefSeq and is a predicted model, not a curated record. The coding region runs from base 142 to 2313 and encodes 723 amino acids. Gene Ontology annotation, biological process: choline transport; thiamine pyrophosphate transmembrane transport.